AUGGAUCCUCCUGUCACUGGCACUCGACUAGUUCCAGGAAAUAUAUCUUUCCUGGAUCUCGCUCCAGAUCUGCAGUCGAUGAUCUUGGAAUUCCUCAUUCUCGGUAUCUGCCCUCUCACCGUUCCCUGCGAUGCAGAAAAAAAGUAUGGCCCUAUUACGUCUGCCGGCGAGCAGAGCCUUCUCAAUCUGAAGCUCUCAUGCCGUAUGAUCUAUAAAGCAAUCAAAGCGAAGCGAUUCAUUGAAGCCUUCACGAUCGUUCAGCCUCAGCCCCCUCGAAGUGAGUGGCGUCCCGAGCAUGGCGCUAUCAUCUUCCCACCCUCUCGCAGGGCGUUUACCAUCGACCCUUACCGGGAUACUCUGCGAGUCUGGGACAUGAAGCUACCUCGCUUUGGAUGUUCCUCUGACAUUCUUCCCGUCAAGAGAAUUCUCUCUGUUUGGCGCGACAAGCCCGUCCAUCACCAUUCCUCAAGGUCUGAUAAGGCAAACUAUCCCGGAGACUCUCUGCAGCUGUGGCGGAAGAAGUGGCAGGGCCGAACCAACCCCGACGAACCUCGUACUAUUAGACCUGCUCGAGUGCUGUCGAACCACGACCGCUUUAUCCCCGACCUUAGCAUCAAAAGGCUCGGCAGGCUCGUCUGCGUCGAUGAGCUCUACAUUGUUGCGAAGAAAACCGGUGACCCUCCUACCAACGACAUCGCCCCUGGGCAGCACAUCAGCGAGGUCUGGAACAACGGCGCCACGUCCCCUCCUCCUGGCCCGAACGAAUAUCGCUGCCCUAACAGUGGUGCUAUGGUGCCUUUCGAGCCUCCCGCUCGGCCUCUGGUCGGCCUAUACGGUUACGACAAAACCGAGACGACCCGAGGCGGUUUCUGGGCCGGCUUUCUCUACUACCAGCUGAAAAAGGAAGUGUGGUUCUCGCCUCUUUCCGCCCUCGAGGUCCGAGACGCAACGACUGUCCCGGUUGUCGACAAGCCGGAGCGUAAGCUCUUUGAAGGCACCCAUUCAGACUUCGUCGCCCGUGUCUGGAUCAUUCGCAAAGACCAGGACCUGCCUCCCGCUCAGCCUCAUCAUCGAUGGGUCAAGGUCAAGAGCGACCAGCCUGGAGAUCCUCGAUACACUGGACAAAUCGAGCUCAUGUGGUCUAUCGUCGUUGACAGAGUCACCAGACAAACUCAAGGCGAGACCCCUUACGAGCUCCGAGUUGCUCGAUUCUGA
Molecule: messenger RNA, 1215 nt
Organism: Fusarium subglutinans
Lineage: Eukaryota; Fungi; Ascomycota; Sordariomycetes; Hypocreales; Nectriaceae
Exons: 3
Coding region: 1-1215 (404 amino acids)
Source: RefSeq, a predicted model, not a curated record